AAAACUCUGUUUCCCAUUAUGCACUUUCGAUACAGUUGUUGUUCAUGAUAAGGCGAUUUUCACACUCUGGAGGUAUGCGAUCCGUGUCUCUUGAUCCGUCGUAUUCCAUCGUCGUCCACCGAUAUAAUACGUCUCCCCGGAAACUAAGGUAUCGGAAAUGUAGACCUAAUUAGAAGUUCAAGCAUUAUAACUGGUUGCAACUGUUUUUACAUUUCAUAGAAAUGUAAAGUAAUUGAAAAUUUGAAAUUGAUACGAUCAGCUAAAACAAAAACAAGGGUUCACCAUGUCCGGCCCAGGGGUACGGUUGCACAUCCAAGAUCACCAUGUGGUGAUGGAUAAUGGCAUAGUCCAGGUUACGCUAUCAAAUCCAGGUGGGAUUGUCACCGGGAUACGAUAUAAUGGUGUUGACAAUUUGCUUGAAGUUCUAAACAAGGAGUCUAAUAGAGGGUACUGGGACCUUGUUUGGAGUCCUCCAGGAAGCAAAGGGAUCUUUGAUGUGUAUGACAAUACUACUUUCUUUUGUAAAUUCAUGGUGUCUUUAAUAUUAUUCCAACAAUUCAAUUUCUCAAUAAAGAUUUAUUCAAAUGCAUUCCCUGAUUUGAGUUUGAUAUUAUAUUAGGAGUGGUUGAGUCACACUUGAUCAGAAAUAAACUGGUUGUCAACGAAUUUGCAAUUAAACUAGGAGAGGUUUUUUAUGUCACACAAGCAUAAGUAAAACAGUUGUCGAACCCUCUAUUUUGGUUACAUGGUCUACUUGCAAUCUUACCAUUUCCACUUGUUAGUAGUGGGUUUUAAGCCUAACUCAACCUCACAAAACCGGCUUAUCUCUAGUCGAUGUGGGACUUCCAACACACCCCCUUCACGCCGAGGUAUAGACAUCUCGUGCGUGAUAGUAGAAAUUGGGUGGUCCGAUAGUGGCCCGAUUGCGGGUGGAAGAGAAGAAUAGAAUGCCCACUUAGAACUCGCUAGGAUAGGCUCUAACCAUGGCUCUGAUACCAUGUUAGUAGUGGGUUUUAAGCCUAACUCAACCCCACAAAACCGGCUUGUAAGGUGAGGUUUGCACCUCACUUGUAUAUUAUCAUUUGGCCUUAUCUCUAGUCGAUGUGGGACUUCCAACACCACUAUUGUUCGAAGGAUAAUAUUUUAAGCACAUGCAAACUCAAGCUGUUAUGGUUCAGGAUUCAAGGAACUUGUUUUAAAGUUAUAGUUCAAAAUGAGGAACAGGUGGAGCUUUCUUUCACAAGAAUGUGGGAUCCUUCUCUAGAGGGAAAAUUUGUCCCCUUAAAUAUUGACAAAAGAUUUAUAAUGCUCCGCGGUUCAUCUGGCUUCUACUCUUACGGAAUUUAUGAGCACUUAAAUGGAUGGCCAGAUUUUGAUCUCGGUGAAACGAGGAUUACUUUCAAGCUAAGAAAAGACAAGUUUCAAUACAUGGCUAUGGCAGACAACAGGCGAAGAAUUCUUCCUUAUCCAGAAGAUCGGUUACCUGGAAGAUGCCAAACCUUGGGCUACGCAGAAGCUGUCCUACUAACCAAUCCCAAAGACCCACAUUUGCAAGGAGAGGUGGAUGACAAGUAUCAGUAUUCAUGUGCAAACAAGGAUAAUCGAGUUCAUGGGUGGAUAUCUUUCAGUCCACCAGUAGGCUUCUGGCAGAUCACACCUAGUGAUGAGUUUCGUUCUGGUGGACCCCUCAAACAAAAUUUGACCUCACACGUAGGCCCCACCACACUUGCAAUGUUUCUUAGUGCUCACUAUGCGGGACAAGAUUUGGUGCCUAAAAUUAGAGGUGGUGAAUCAUGGAAGAAGGUUUUCGGUCCUGUAUAUAUUUAUCUCAAUUCUGCACCAGUUGGUGACGACCCACUUUGGUUAUGGGAGGAUGCAAAAAUACAGAUGAUGAAUGAAGUUCAAAGUUGGCCAUAUCAUUUCCCAGCUUCAGAGGAUUUUUUAAAAUCGGAUCAGCGGGGCAAUGUCAGUGGCAGAUUACUUGUCUUAGACAAGUACAUCUGCACAGACUUAAUAUCAACAAAUGGUGCUUAUGUUGGCCUGGCCCCACCUGGAGAUGCAGGCUCAUGGCAAAGAGAAUGCAAGGACUAUCAAUUCUGGACCAGAGCGAAUGAGAAUGGAUUUUUUACCAUUAGAAAUGUACGUCCAGGCGACUAUAACCUUUUUGCUUGGGUGCCUGGUUUUGUUGGGGACUACAAAUUUGUAGAUUCUAUGAAGAUAACGCCAGGUUCUUACACUGAAUUGGGUGAACUUGUAUAUGAGCCUCCAAGAGAUGGUCCCACAUUGUGGGAAAUAGGUAUUCCUGAUAGAUCUGCUGCAGAAUUUUAUGCUCCUGAUCCCAAUCCCCAAUACAUUAAUAGGCUUUUUAUCAACCACCCAGACAGGUUCAGGCAGUAUGGAUUGUGGGAAAGGUAUACAGAAUUGUAUCCUGAUGCAGAUUUGGUUUACACAGUUGGUGUUAGUGACUAUACGAAGAACUGGUUUUAUGCGCAGGCUCCGAGGAAAAAAGAGGAUAACACUCUUCAAGGGACCACCUGGCAAAUCAAGUUCGAAGUCAGAAGCGUGGUUAAGGGAAGUACAUACAAACUGAGAGUUGCAAUUGCAUCUGCAACAUUAGCUGAAUUGCAGAUUAGAGUAAAUGAUCCCGAUUCUGCGCGACCCCUAUUUACCACUGGAUUAAUAGGAAGGGACAACUCAAUUGCAAGACUUGGAAUUCAUGGAAUCUAUUGGCUUUACAAUGUGAAUAUACCAGGUUCUCUUCUUAUUGAUGGCACAAAUACCAUAUAUUUUACGCAACCAAGAUGCACCAGUCCCUUCCAAGGAAUCAUGUAUGAUUAUAUUCGUUUGGAAGGCCCACCUUCUGAAGGAAUUUAAGUUAACCUUGGGACGUAAAUGAUACAAAAUGUUUACUAUAUAGUUGUAAACAUUGUAUGCGUUCUACUAUCUUAUAUAUAUAUAUAUAUAUAUAUAUUUUUUUUUUUCUGUAAUCUUCUGUUGUCGUUGUGUAUUUGUUUGGAUUUUGUUUGAUAUUCACGAGCAUUCUGAAAGCACACAUGAUGUUUUUGUUUGACUAAAUCAUCCGCCUUUCAAGUGCACGGGUAGAUUGCCAAGGAUAAAUAGCCACUGUAAGCUAUAUAGAGUUAGUUGUAUGAGAGAAUGAAUAAUUAGUUACUAACAUUAACAAGGGCAUCUAAUUCGAAUGAUAGUCCUCAGAUUUUUAUUUCUUC
Molecule: messenger RNA, 3227 nt
Organism: Vigna angularis (adzuki bean)
Lineage: Eukaryota; Viridiplantae; Streptophyta; Magnoliopsida; Fabales; Fabaceae
Product: probable rhamnogalacturonate lyase B
Exons: 16
Coding region: 1102-2874 (590 amino acids)
Biological process (GO): carbohydrate metabolic process
Molecular function (GO): carbohydrate binding; catalytic activity
Source: RefSeq, a predicted model, not a curated record